Lactuca virosa is the source of this 348-nucleotide messenger RNA. NCBI's taxonomy places the organism in Eukaryota, Viridiplantae, Streptophyta, Magnoliopsida, Asterales, Asteraceae. The record is from the annotation of a GenBank genome assembly.
AUGGAUGAUCGUCAUUUGCACCCACCGUUGUUUAAAACUGCUUUCAUUGUGAUAGAUUUGGGAAAUGAAAACUACUCGGUACCUUUAGAAGAUGAGUUUGAAGUGCCAGAAGAACGUCGGAAUGUGCGACUGAGAGUGGAUGAUCAGGGGCCUCGAGAUGUACUCAUGGGGGAUGGAUUAUCCAUGGAUCCUUACCACGUGAUGUCCCUACUGUACGAUGAUGAUAUUGGUAGGGGUUUGAAAUUUUUGGGAUACUGGAUGGAGGCGAUGAUGCAUCGCUUGUCGAUAGCGCUCCCGGUUGGAGCUUCUGUUUAUGACUCCUACAUUCCGACAUGGGAGGAGCGUUAG